GCCCCGGCCUGGUGUUUGCACUGAAAUCAACAUGCAAAAUGAGCAUGUAGUCCUCAAAGUUACUCCCGAAUGAACCUCUGAAGUUUUCAUGUCCAUGUAUCCAUCAUGGCAAAACGAAAACAUGCAGAACCAUCUCCCUCUCCUGAAGUGGCCGAAACGCCUUCGAAGCGCCGAAGAAAGACCACCGAAGCAAGUUUAACAAACGGCGUACACCGUGAUGAAGAUGCCGCACCAUCGCCCAAGAAACAAGAGACCCCAUCUCGAAGAAAGAGGAAAUCUGCAGCGGAUCUAAUACAAGAGGAGGAAGAUCUCGAAAAUGGCAGCCCGACACCCAAAACCAACGGUCGCACAUUGUUCUCGACGCCACGACGGAACAAAGCUGGCGCUACGACCCCUUCAAAGUCCAAAGCAGAUCGUUCGGCCCGUCGCAAGAGCGCUCAAGCUAUUGCCCUGGCCCAGGACGAAGACGAAGAUCAGGAUGACUGGGACGGUCAGGCCGCGCUGGCAAGGGAGAUUCUAGAAGACGAUGACCACGAACGUCUUGUCGCAGCAGAUCAACCAGACGGAGAAGGAGAAGGACAAGAAGCCACAACACCUACACAGACACCAUCUCGAGGUCGUGGUCGUCCGAAGGGCGCAAAGAACAAACGCUCACCCACACCCGAAGGCAACAUACCUCCUGAAGAACGGUAUUUCUUUCAGAAUCGUGCCGGUCCGCCUCAGAUCUCCAGCAACAAAUUCACGUCCGUCAAACUGCUCACGCACGAAGACUACUUUGAGAACAUCCAGACCUUCAAAGACCCCCACGAAAGCCACAUAUCACAUCUGAUGAGGCUGCACACCCGAUCGUUCGCACAGUGGCAGUUUGAGCUUUCCCAAGGCUACGGUCUAUGUCUGUACGGAUACGGCAGCAAGCGCGGACUGGUCAACAAGUUCGCAGAACACAUGUACACCCAACUGUCCCUCAAGGGCGGGACGAAACCGAAAAUCGUGAUCGUCAACGGAUACACACCCAAACUCAACAUCCGCCACAUCCUGAACACGGUCGGGAGUGCAAUCACGGGUGAGGACUCGACGCUCCGACUCGUGGGUCAACCGCACGAAAUGCUCGACACACUCUUCACCCACCUCGGCGAACCCGUGGUGGUCAUGAUCAACUCGAUCGACGCCGCGCCCCUGCGUCGAAGCGGCGUGCAAUCCGUUCUCGCCCGCCUCGCCGGACACGAAAUGAUAUCCUUCCUCGCGACUGCGGACAGCCCGAGCUUUGCAACAAUGUGGAAUUCCAGUCUCCUCGAUCAGUUCCGGUUCGUGUACCACGACUGUACGACUUUCGCUGGCUACGAUGCCGAGAUUAAUGUGGUCGAUGACGUCCAUGAACUUCUCGGUCGGAAGAGGACGCGCAUCGGGGGUAAAGAAGGUGUCGGGUUCGUUCUCAAAUCCCUCCCUGAGAACGCACGCAAUCUAUACAAGUUGCUGCUUUCGGAAAUUCUGGUCAUAUUGGCUGAAGGUGGUGGUGUCGGCGGCAGCUACGGCGACGAUGAAGACGACGCUGGGCCGGGAUCAAAACGUGGACGAGGAGGAGGAGGAGGAGGAGGACCAAACAGAGCAGGAGUUGAGGGGGCCGGCAGCGCAGACGAGGUCGGCGUCGAGUAUAGGGUAUUGUACCAAAAGGCCAGCACGGACUUUAUAUGUUCGAGUAGCAUGAACUUUCAAUUCUUGUUGAAAGAGUUUCACGAUCAUCAGUUGAUAACGAGCCGGAGGGACGCGACGGGUACGGAGAUGUUGGGUGUCCCGUUGGGGAGAGACGAGAUGGAAGCCGUCUUGGAGGAUCUCUCUGGAUGAUACUACGAAACGCUCCCGAUAUAGAUAUAUGUAUACACGCUGGUACUCC
Messenger RNA from Exophiala oligosperma, 1891 nucleotides. RefSeq lists its product as uncharacterized. Lineage: Eukaryota; Fungi; Ascomycota; Eurotiomycetes; Chaetothyriales; Herpotrichiellaceae. Gene Ontology annotation, biological process: DNA replication. Bases 106 to 1842 code for a protein of 578 amino acids. Gene Ontology annotation, cellular component: nuclear origin of replication recognition complex; nucleus. The record is from RefSeq and is a predicted model, not a curated record. The transcript has a single exon. Gene Ontology annotation, molecular function: DNA replication origin binding.